Euleptes europaea (tarantolino) is the source of this 807-nucleotide messenger RNA. It is a transcript of the gene STOM, whose product is annotated as stomatin. Gene Ontology annotation, cellular component: plasma membrane. NCBI's taxonomy places the organism in Eukaryota, Metazoa, Chordata, Lepidosauria, Squamata, Sphaerodactylidae. The record is from RefSeq and is a predicted model, not a curated record. The transcript is spliced from 6 exons. Bases 1 to 807 code for a protein of 268 amino acids.
AUGGAGGAUGCGGAGAAGGGCCACGCCGACCGCGGCAGGCGGGAGCUCAAGUUCGGCGGUGAGAGGCCCAGCCCUGCCCUGCGCGGCUUUGGGGGGACCCAGCCGUCGGGGGGUGGGAUAGUGAAAGAGUACGAGCGAGCCAUCAUCUUCCGGCUGGGGCGUAUCUUAAAAGGAGGGGCAAAAGGACCAGGCCUUUUUUUUGUCUUGCCUUGCACAGACAACAUCAUCAAAGUGGACAUGCGGACGAUAUCCUUCGACAUACCACCACAAGAGAUCCUUACCAAAGAUUCAGUAACUGUUAAUGUGGAUGGCGUGGUCUAUUACCGAGUUCAGAACGCAACCCUUGCUGUAGCGAACAUCACAAAUGCUGAUUCUGCCACUCGGCUCUUGGCCCAAACCACUUUGAGGAACGUUCUGGGGACCAAGAACCUCGCCCAAAUCCUCUCCGACCGGGAAGAAAUUGCACACAGCAUGCAGACCACCCUCGACGAUGCCACUGAUGACUGGGGGAUCAAAGUGGAGCGUGUGGAAAUCAAAGAUGUGAAGCUGCCCAUCCAACUCCAGAGAGCGAUGGCCGCUGAAGCGGAAGCGGCUCGUGAGGCGAGAGCCAAGGUGAUUGCUGCAGAGGGAGAAAUGAAUGCCUCCAGAGCCCUGAAGGAAGCCUCCAUUGUGAUCUCGGAGUCUCCCGCGGCCCUCCAGCUCCGCUAUCUGCAGACCCUGACCACCAUUGCUGCCGAGAAGAACUCCACGAUCGUCUUCCCGCUGCCCAUAGACAUGUUGCAAGGCAUCCUGGGGACAAAACACUAA